This is a messenger RNA of Nicrophorus vespilloides, 1714 nucleotides long. Its product is annotated as outer dynein arm protein 1-like. The transcript has 8 exons. The coding region runs from base 1 to 1695 and encodes 564 amino acids. The record is from RefSeq and is a predicted model, not a curated record. NCBI's taxonomy places the organism in Eukaryota, Metazoa, Arthropoda, Insecta, Coleoptera, Silphidae.
AUGGCUUCAAAGGAAAAGAAAAAUUUAACGCCUGAGGAAAAAUUCAAGUUGGAAUUGCAGACGGAAACGGAACUGUUAAGGCUGCAGAGACAGUAUCAUAUUUUGGAACGGGAUAGGAACACGUUUACUGGUUCUAACUCAGGAGGAUUAUCGAAGCAAAGGAAAGUAAUCGAUAUUCUUCAAAGGGAAUACAAUGAGAUUCUAACAGAUUUGAGCGUCGCGGCGUCUGAAGCUAACGCCAAAAAUGAUGCGAAAAUCGCUGACAAUCUGCGUACUUUGCUCAAGGAACACAACAGCUUCGUUUCAGAUAUUAAAAGAGAGAAAGCGUAUUUGAGUGAGCUGGACGUGCAGAUCACUUUAGCAAAGAAGGGAAUCGUAGAGCUGAAAUCCAGUCAAGUGACGGACAUUCAAUGCACGCAGAGAGUUUUAGAAGGACAAAGGACUUUGGAGGCUUUAGAGAAUAAACUGGAUAUUGCUACGAAGCGUUUCUGCAUGACCUUGACGGAGAACCGAAAGCUUCGUCAAGAGAUCGAUCAUCUGCUCAAAGAUAGGUCUCAUUUCAAUAAGCUUUGGGAUAAAUUGGUGACGAGUUUGGCGCAAGGAAAGAAGUUCAUGUUGGAUUUGAUCGAACAGGCGACUAUUGCUUACGAUCAACGUGAGGAAUGGUGUCAAAAAUUGCAGACGUUGAGGACGAGAGCCUUGAGCGAAUACACAGCUCACGUGCAAGAGAUGACGGAAAUGCAGCGCGGCAUCGACAACGAAACCAAAUUGCAAGAGUUUCUCUCCAUCAAGGGGCAAAAACGAAUAAUGAAGAAUUUGCUAGCAAAGGAGCAUCUCAAGAGGGAGCAGCAAAAGAAGGACAUGCAGGAAUUGCUGGAAAAAUACAAUAAUAUAGUUGAACAAAUCAAGAGUUUCACAGGCGAGAGCAGCGUGCACAAAGUAACCGAAAAGUUUGCUGCUUCGGAAAUGGAGAACUUUUCCAUGUUUCAAUACGUGAUCGAGUUGAAUAGGGAAUUAGAGGAAUCGAGCGACGAAUUAAUGAGUUUACACAUGAAUAUAGAUGCACAGCGAAAGUUGCACAAUUUACGUGGAAUUCAGCAACAGGAAAAGUUGGCCCGAAUCGAAUUGGAACUGGAGAACACUCAGAAAGAAGUUGGUAGUGCUGAGAAAGAGCUCGAAUCGUUAGAAACGUUAUUGAAGGAUCUUCUGGAAGGAAUUACGCGAAUAUUCAGGAUGUGCAAAUGCUCGAAUGCACCGUUGAUGGAAUUAUUAGGUAACAACAGUUCUAUUAAUAUGCAAAAUGUGCUUUUGUAUUUGGAAAUUUUGGAAAAGAAGAUCAAUGAGCUUAUUGUCAAUACUUAUUAUAAAGAAAAGAAGGAUAAAAAGAAGGGUGCUGUUCGGAUAAUAGGAGAAGAGAAAUACAAGUAUCAUUUAAUAGCAGUUGAUGAGCUUGUUGAUAAAGAUCCAUGCCCAUUGAAAAAUGAAAUGUUAAUUUUAUAUUUAAAUUUCAGAUGCGUGGAGCAAUCACUGGUCAGUGACGUAAUCGAUUCUCUGCAAAAAGUUAUGAACAAAGACCAGAUCAAGGAGAAAUUGGCCGAGGCGAUCGAAAAGCGAGGCUUUUCCGAUGUUGUUCACAACGUUUCCGGUUGCCAUCUACCAAAGUCACGUGCGAUUAUACAAAAGAGAUAUCAAUGAUGGAAAAGUAUACAUAUUA